UUUAAAGUGUGUGAUGGCAGUGUUUAUCGCAGCAGAAGCCCUACCUCCCCAACCCACGGCAGCACUCCCACCCCAACCGCCAGCCCCACAACCACAACCGGCUCCUCAUCAACCAAGGCAACGGAGGCGUGCUAGGCCACCAAUUUUCCAACCCCGUGUCCUACUUUUUGGGAUGCCAGAUGAUGUUGUUGUGCGUAGAUACAGGCUGCCACCACAUCUAAUCCUAGACACUCUCUCCAUAAUAGAGAGUGAUCUGGAGUCUUCAAUUCGGUAUCCUACAGCAAUACCACCAUUGACACAAUUCCUUGCUGUGUUACAUUUUUUGGCUACAGGCUCUUAUCAGCAUGUGGUUGGAGACCUGGCUGGCAUGUCGCAGGGCCAGUUCAGUAAGGUCCUGCGGCGUGUCUGCCGUGCUUUCCUAAAGCGUGUGAAGCAAUUUAUUGCUAUGCCUUUGGAUGUUGGUGCCCUAGAUGUGGUGAAGCGGCAAUUUGAGGAAGGUGGUAGUCGCUUCCCACAUGUUAUUGGGGUUGUGGAUGGCACACAUGUAGCUAUUCAGCCACCAAGACAUAAUGAAGAAAUUUUUAGAAACAGGAAACUGUUUCAUUCUCUGAAUGUAAUGGUUGUUUGUGGGCCAUCCCUCCAGAUCCUUUCCCUGAAUGCAAAGUUUCCCGGAAACUCCCAUGAUGCGUAUGUCAUUAGACAAUCAGGGAUAUGGCACAGAUUAAGAUCAAGGCAACGAGAAGACAUGUGGUUAUUGGGAGACCGUGGAUAUCCUUGCACCCCCUGGCUCAUGACUCCUUACCGUAAUCCCAGGCCAGGACCACAGACGGCAUUUAACUCCGCGCUUACUGCCACUAGGCAGCUGGUUGAGCGCACAAUUGGGGUCCUUAAAGGGCGGUUUCGUGUGCUCCACCGCACUGGUGGCGACAUCAUGUAUUCGCCGGAGAUGGCAAGUAAACUAGUGGUCCUGUGCGCUAUACUACACAACAUCGCGGUAAGGAGUAGCGUAGAGCUUCCUCAGACAGAGGAAUUGCCUGAUGAGGAGCCAGGGGUUGUCCGACACUUCGGUGGGGGGAGUGUUACACGGAGGGGGAGCCAAGUCAGGGCAAGCAUUGUUGCGGAAUAUUUCAGCUGAAUGAUCACACAAACUGUGGACGACCACAACGGCAAGCAACACAUGAGGCACCCUCUCAGCCCCCUUCCCCUUCUCACUCCCCCUCCACUUCCCAGUCCCCCUCCCCUUCUCACUCCCCCUCCCCUUCCCAAUCCCCCUCAGCUUCCCAGUCACCCUCUGCUUCCCAGUCCCCCUCUGCUUCC
Pseudophryne corroboree (corroboree frog) is the source of this 1317-nucleotide messenger RNA. RefSeq names its product putative nuclease HARBI1. The transcript is spliced from 4 exons. NCBI's taxonomy places the organism in Eukaryota, Metazoa, Chordata, Amphibia, Anura, Myobatrachidae. The record is from RefSeq and is a predicted model, not a curated record. The coding region runs from base 14 to 1135 and encodes 373 amino acids.